This is a messenger RNA of Darwinula stevensoni, 476 nucleotides long. NCBI's taxonomy places the organism in Eukaryota, Metazoa, Arthropoda, Ostracoda, Podocopida, Darwinulidae. The record is from the annotation of a GenBank genome assembly.
AUGGAAGUUGCUAGCACUGACGCUGCUCCCGUCAAGCCCAACUAUAAUUUCGCCCUCGCGUUGUUCAUCGAGAAGGAACGCAGGAAGACUUUCAACGUUGUUCCUGCAAUAGCUGGUUACGUGAAUGUGUCGGAGCUCGUCAGAGGAUGCAACAUCAUGGAUAUCCCAUACGAGAACUCUCUCAAUCCUGACGACAUUAACACGAAAAAGGAAGGAAAGGAGAUGAUCGGCGCUCUAAACAGACGAUCUCCAACGAAUUCCUUCAAAUCGGACGCUUCUUCUGAGCUGAUCGUUGACGAAGACGAGGUUUCCCACCAUUCGUCAGUAGAAUUCGAGCAAGGAGGGGAGAAAUAAAUAAAAAAAGUCUUCGAUCGCCCACGACCGCUACAAACAUACACCAACUCGGAUCUAUUUUUUAAAUGUUAAUCUGUAUAAACGACAUACUUUGAUUUAUGCUUAAUCCUGUUAAUAAAGCA